GGGGGGGGGGGGGAGAGAGGGCGCCUCCCCUACUACCGUACUCCUCCCAGCAGCUCUCGUCCGCUCUCCUCACACUCCGUGCUCUGUAGUCACGACAGAGAGGAGGACGAGGAGAGACACAGAGAGAGAGAGAGAGGCAGGGAGGAGGAGGAGUGCAUCGAGGAAGGAGAGCGAGCGCGCGCGAGGGAGAGAGAGAGCGAGAAACAUUAUGCCUUCCUCGGAGGAGCGAGCAAUCCGUGUCGCGUCCCACACGUCCCAGGAUUUCCGAGCCCACCUGGACUCUUUCCCGGUGCUGGUGCUGCUGGUCUCGGCCGUCCUGGCCGUUUGUUUCACAGCCAUCAUCGCCGCCUGUGGCUUCUGUAAGUGGUGUCAGCGGACCAUGACCAGGGAAUACAAGGACCCUGCAAAUGAAGAAGGCAGCAUUGGUGAACACAGCUACGAUGGCAGCGUCAAGCUGCGGAACGAGAAGAAGCUGAUGAAUGAUCUUGAUAAAGAUUUUUGGAAUAACAAUGACACUAUGGCCCAUCAGAAAUGGAGCUCCUACCCUCCAAAGGAGUUCAUCCUAAACGUGUCUCCAUACGCUCCGUACGGUGACCCACGACUCUCCCUAAAUGGCACAGUCGUGUCGCACAGCCGGCCAGGCGGUGGGGCCCGGGGCCCGCGGCCCGUCAGCGAGCCCAUCCGAAGCGGGUCGAUGCCGAGCAGCGUGUGCAGCGAUGGGCGAAGCACGGCGCGGCCCGGGCUGGCGUGGAGGACCCUGCAAACACAUUUGGCUUCGGGGAAUCUCAGCCUCGCAAAGCUGGGUGGUCCCGGGAGGGGUGCUGGCUCCAUGCCCGCUCAAGCUCAGCAGGAAGGCGAGUUCGAUCGACGGACAGAGACCCGCUCCUCCAUCUCGGAAAUCGUCAACUCCAUCACGAGCGACAUGCUCAUGAUCUCGCCCGACUCGGACGAGGACGCGGGCGCGACGGAGAAUCUGGGCAAGAUCCAGUUCAGCGUGGGCUACAGCUUCCAGGACAUGACACUCACCGUGAAGAUCCUCAAGGCCGUGGAGCUCCCUGCGAAAGACUUCAGCGGCACGAGCGACCCCUUCGUCAAGAUCUACCUGCUGCCCGACAAGAAGAACAAGGUGGAGACCAAGGUGAAACGCAAGAACCUCAACCCGCACUGGAACGAGACCAUCCUCUUUGAAGGGUUUCCCUACGAGAAGGUCAUCCUGAGAACGCUGUACCUGCAAGUCCUGGACUACGACCGCUUCAGUCGAAACGACCCCAUCGGCGAGGUGUCGCUGCCGCUCAACAAGCUGGACCUGUCCAGCAUGCAGACCUUCUGGAAGGACCUCAAGCCUUGCAGCGACGGCAGCGGGAGUAGAGGGGAGCUGCUGCUGUCGCUCUGCUACAACCCGACAGCCAACAAGAUCACCAUCGCCGUCAUCAAGGCCCGCAAUCUCAAGGCCAUGGACAUCGGCGGCACGUCCGACCCGUACGUCAAGGUGUGGCUGAUGAACAAGGACAAGAAGGUGGAGAAGAAGAAAACGGAGGUGAAGAAGCGCUGCCUCAACCCCGUGUUCAACGAGACGUUCGUCUUCGACAUCCCCACGGAGAAGCUCCGCGAGACCACCAUCGUCGUCACCGUCAUGGACAAGGACAGGCUGAGCCGCAACGACGUCAUCGGCAAGAUCUACCUGUCGUGGAAGAGCGGCCCGGGGGAGGUGAAGCACUGGAAGGACAUGAUCGCCAAGCCCCGGCAGCCCGUGGCGCAGUGGCACCAGCUGAAGGCGUGACCAAACCCAACAGCGACAGAGACGAUAUCAACGACAACAACAACAACAACAAUGACGAUGAUGACGAUGAUGAUGAUGAUGAUCUAAACAACAACUGUGGCCGGUAGGCCGUCUCCGAAGGGAGGCACGGGUGGCAGAGGGACAGAGCGAGGGGGUCCGAGAGCCACACUUCCACCCCCAGCAGACUCGUGGCGACGAAGCGCAAUGCGGGCGGCGUUGGGGCCCGUGGUGGUUUACGGCAUCUCUCUCCGUCUCUCUUUCUUUUUUUAUCAUCGCCGUCGGCCGCUCGGCGGAGGUUCUCCGCGCGCCGUUGGCACCCGCUCGUAUCCGUCGUUCUUCCUCUCCGGCGUUCAGUGUUUCACGGCGGGAAGCGUUGGGGUCCCCCCGGAGGGAAAUGUACCGCGGAACACGUCGGCGGCGGCGGCUCUUCCUUUGUUUUUCGUGCGCCGACUGCCGGCACCCGCCACCCCGUCCCUUGUCCCAUUCCUCUCUCUCCACGCCGCCGUCUCCGCGGUCGCCGCUCGCUUUAACCGCGCGGGCCCUCGGCUUCAGGCAGAGGUGGGUGGGAGGGGGGGGGGGUUGGCGAUCAGGGCACCAAGAGUCCCCCACCUAGCGGGCACCGUAACGACUUCCGUGUCUCGUCGCGGGCACCGUAACGACUUCCGUCUCGUUCAUCCCUUUUCCUAAAUGGCUCGCAAUCCGAGCGUCUGCCGCUGAUCGCGCGUCACACUCACACGUGACAUCCAACGACAUCAAACAACAGGGUCAUUACCAGCCGAUUGAUAUUCUUUGGGAUGGGGAAGGGGGAGGUGGUGGUGGUGGUGUGCUGGUUGGUGAUCGGGAUGGCAACAGAUUUGUUGCUCGCCCGGGGGUGUGCGGGGGACUUCCGCUUGCGCUACGAGGCCCGGGGCCUGUAAAACCCCGCGUUGCCGACCCGCGUGAUGUUCUAACGCGUCGCUCGGGCUGGCUCCUCUCGCACCGCCGGUUGGUUUUUCGUUCGACGAUGCGCCCCCUGCGACGGAGCUUUCUCAACUCCCCCUCUCUCGUCCAUAUCUCUCAUCGCGCUCCCAUCUCAAUCUCUUCUCCACAUCCCUUCCCGUCAAAUGAUUUUCCGCUCGGACUGCCCGCGACCACGGCCGGGGACCGUCCCCGACGCGUUUGCUUUGAGCCGUCGAUGAAAACUUUUUUUGCGGCUUUGUGUUUUUUUUUUACACAGGCAGGCUGCGAGGCACGUGACUGCGCUGCACACAUUGGUGGUUGCUGCUGCUGUUGUUGUUGUUGUUAUUGUCGUCGUUAAUAUAUUGCUCCGCAUUUUUUGGGGGGCAACUGGAAGCUUGACAGAUUGAGCCAUCGCCAAUGCCAACCGAUGAGCGUUGGUUUAAUUUUGGGGUUAUUUGGCGAGUCGGUGGUUGUCGCGAUCGCCGCGUUCUCCGGAUUGUGAGACAACAGGAAGACGGCCACGUGGACUGGCCGAGGGGUGCAUCUCACAAUCCUGCAGCUGUUGCUCGUGCGUGUGAGUGGCAGCGGUUCGGUUGUCGCCGCUGCGCUCCGAGCCCGGCGACCCGAGUUCGAUUUACAGCUCACGAACGGUAACAGCGGCGAAUAUCUAAGCCGGUCCUGGCCCAUCCCCCAGGUCGGCUCAGUCUCAAAUAAUAAUUAGUAUCUGGUGCGGUGUGUAAACAAUCGCCAUUGGGGAGACAAAGGCGGCCCAGGCGUGGUGCUGGCCACCCACCCCCUUUUCGUGUGCCGUGCCGGCCUUCGUAGGUGCUCGCUAACAGCAACUUGCCCCUAACAGUCUAUUAAAAGGCUGUCUGCGGGUAUCGUUGUCUUUGUGUGUGACCAGACGCGUAUAAAUGUAUUCACACCGGGGCACAGGUUUGGAGGGGUGCAUCUUUUACUUUCCCGAGCCGUCGUAUAUUCCAGAGAAUUCGGUGCGAACCAAAGAAACUGCUCAACGCUCUUGAACGAUCUUCCAUUUUUGACUGUUUCCUCUUCUUUGCUUUAAACAACUCUCUCCGCGCGCCGUUUAACUGCCGUCAAUCUCAGAGGCACAUCGAGCUCUUAAGAGCUAGGCUCGGAAACGUUAUUACAAGUUCUGCCAGUUGAGAGAUUGGACACAAAAUGUGACAUUUUUGACUCCACUUUGAAACCAGAUUAAACAUUAUCUGAGAAUCUUACAUAUAAUUUCGGCAGAGUGGUAGACAUUUUUCUGAAUGUCAUGACAGUGGGAAAGGAUUUUUUUUAAGUGCAUUAUCUGGGAUAGUUUCAUGCGAAAAGUUACAUGACACACCAUAACUAUGCUUUAACCCGGUACAUGCUAAUACUCUGCAGCACAUUUAUCAAAUCCACUGCUAGAUGAAGGGUUCCCAAAACUGUGUCAGUCACGGCGGGAGGUGUGUGGAGGGGGGGGGUGUUUGACCAUAUUUCACCACUACGCUGGUCAUUGCCAGCUGGUGAAGAGCUAAGGGUGGACAGAACCAGCUUCAGAUCUCACUCGCCUCUGCCACUGUCACUGCAGGAGCUCGGGUGCCGUUGGACUUCGUGUCGCACCUGCGCACACGCCACGGAUGGACCUGGGAAUCCCAAAUUGUCUGGACGCGCGCCCACGGUCGUCGCGGGCCGGGCCGAGAUAUUUUUCUCCUCCCGACUCCGGUAAUCGACGCAAGCGGCGAAGGAACCCGUUGUGGCAAAUGUGGCAUUCAAUUGCGUAACUUGCGUUGCCCCAAAGCGUUGCGACGGCUCCCUCCGAGCGUCUGCCCAACAGUCACCGUGCGCACACAGAGGGAGAGAAAGAGAGAGAAUCGCCGCUCGUCGCUCGCAUCAACCCUUGCGGAUGUGUGACGAGUGUUCUGACGAGCAGCCUGCGAGUUACGAGCGACCGAACAGUCCGCUCGCUACCGCCAAAUGGUUUACCAAAUGGGUCCACUUAAACUAAACUUUUUAUUUUUCACCAGGUAUAGGCCCCCUGAGCUAUGUACCUGAUUUUCAAAAGCGACCUGGCUAUCACAAGUGACAGCUCAACGGAGUGGCUUAUCAUCGCGUGGAAAUUUAUAGCAGCCAAAUACUAAAAAACGCGCGAUGUUGAUUCUAA
Molecule: messenger RNA, 4871 nt
Organism: Petromyzon marinus (sea lamprey)
Lineage: Eukaryota; Metazoa; Chordata; Hyperoartia; Petromyzontiformes; Petromyzontidae
Gene: SYT7
Product: synaptotagmin 7
Biological process (GO): vesicle fusion; calcium ion-regulated exocytosis of neurotransmitter
Cellular component (GO): synapse; plasma membrane; axon
Molecular function (GO): calcium-dependent phospholipid binding; clathrin binding; calcium ion binding
Source: RefSeq, a predicted model, not a curated record